Molecule: messenger RNA, 732 nt
Organism: Triticum dicoccoides
Lineage: Eukaryota; Viridiplantae; Streptophyta; Magnoliopsida; Poales; Poaceae
Product: tubulin-folding cofactor A-like
Exons: 4
Coding region: 118-459 (113 amino acids)
Biological process (GO): post-chaperonin tubulin folding pathway; tubulin complex assembly
Cellular component (GO): cytosol; microtubule cytoskeleton
Molecular function (GO): beta-tubulin binding
Source: RefSeq, a predicted model, not a curated record
CCGCCGAUCCAUACCGGAACAGGAGGACCGCCACCACCGUCAAGCCUCCCUGCCAGCCGCCUCUCCGUCGGCCACGCUGCAACCAGAGCAAGAUCCCGGCCCUCGUCGCAUCUCGGAAUGGCGACCCUGAGGAACCUGAAGAUCAAGACGUCCACGUGCAAGAGGAUCGUCAAGGAGCUGCGCUCCUACGAGAAGGAGGUGGAGAAGGAGGCCGCCAAGACCGCCGACAUGAAGGAGAAGGGCGCCGACCCCUAUGAUCUCAAGCAGCAGGAAAAUGUUUUAGCUGAGUCGAGGAUGAUGGUCCCAGACUGCCAUAAGCGACUUGAAGCUGCACUGACAGACUUGAAAGCAACUCUGGCGGAGUUGAAGGAGUCAAAUGAACAAGGCACUGAGAUCGGUGAGGCUGAGGCUACAAUCACUGAAGAAGCUGUCUACACGCCAACAGAAGCUGAAGAUUAAGCUCGCAACUUCCUUUUCGCUGAAAUGUCAGUAUGCAUUAUCAGACUUGCUCUUGUCGACAAGUUAGUCCCAUUUCAUAUGACGUUGACGCGAAAGCUUGUAUGUAUUACGACUCAUGAUCUGUCUCGAGAUGUGCAACUGGUAAUAUCACUGAAUAUGGUUAGGCGUUUAUGGUGUGCUGGAAAUGCUGCAUGUUGUUGGCGUUGUUCCAUUUGAGUAUCGGAUGAUGUUGCUUGUUGCUGCUUGUUUUUAGUUAUUGGGGUCAUUAUCUUU